Molecule: messenger RNA, 2709 nt
Organism: Eublepharis macularius
Lineage: Eukaryota; Metazoa; Chordata; Lepidosauria; Squamata; Eublepharidae
Gene: SRSF11
Product: serine and arginine rich splicing factor 11
Exons: 12
Coding region: 215-1591 (458 amino acids)
Biological process (GO): RNA splicing
Cellular component (GO): nucleoplasm
Molecular function (GO): RNA binding
Source: RefSeq, a predicted model, not a curated record
GCGGGGAGGGGCCGCGAAGGAUUGUGGGAUAUUGCGGCCCAGGUUGGUGGCGAAGCGAUCGCUCGGCGACGGUUAGUGCGGGCGCGAGAGAGACGGCCCGUUUCUUGAUCGACGGGAAGAGCUGAGGGACACAAGCAAGAAGCUUGGCCCCGCUUCUCUCGGCCACUCGCCCCCCGAUGUGUUUGUAGUGUAGGGAGGAGAAGGAGCUCGCGCGAUGGCUUCCAGCAGCGGCACCGAUGUGAUCCAGGUCACCAAUGUCUCCCCGAGCGCCAGUUCCGAGCAGAUGCGGACUCUCUUCGGCUUCCUGGGCAAGAUCGAGGAACUGCGCCUUUUCCCUCCCGAUGACUCUCCUUUGCCUGUUUCCUCACGUGUCUGUUUUGUAAAGUUCCAAGAUCCUGACUCUGCAGUCGUGGCUCAGCAUCUGACAAAUACUGUAUUCGUUGACAGAGCAUUGAUAGUCGUACCAUUUGCAGAAGGAGUUAUUCCUGAUGAGACUAAGGCUUUGUCUCUCCUGGCACCAGCUAAUGCUGUGGCAGGUCUACUGCCGGGGGGUGGACUCCUGCCUACGCCCAACCCGCUUUCUCAGAUUGGUGCUGUUCCUUUGGCUGCUUUAGGAGCUCCAACUCUUGACCCAGCUCUGGCUGCUCUAGGGCUUCCUGGGGCAAAUUUAAAUUCUCAGUCUCUGGCAGCAGAUCAACUACUAAAGCUUAUGAGCACAGUGGAUCCAAAGUUGAACCACGUAGCUGCAGGUCUCGUUUCACCAAGUCUGAAAUCAGAUACCUCCAGUAAAGAAAUCGAAGAAGCCAUGAAACGAGUACGAGAAGCACAGUCCCUGAUUUCUGCUGCCAUAGAACCAGAUAAAAAAGAUGAUAAAAGAAGGCAUUCAAGAUCCAGAUCCCGUUCUAGGAGGAGGAGAACUCCUUCUUCUUCCAGGCACAGACGGUCAAGAAGCAGAUCAAGAAGACGAUCUCAUUCAAAGUCAAGAAGCAGGAGACGAUCUAAAAGUCCUAGGCGGCGGAGAUCUCAUUCUCGAGAGCGUGCUAGAAGGUCUAGGAGCACAUCCAAAUCCAGAGAAAAAAAGAAAGAAGAGAAAGAGAAGAAAAGGUCUAAAACUCCACCAAAGAGUUACAGCACAGCCAGAAGAUCCAGAAGCACAAGCAGAGAGAGACGACGCAGGAGAAGCAGGAGUGCAUCCAGAUCACCUAAAAAGCCCAGAUCUCCUAAGAGAAAGAUGUCAAGAUCCCCUUCACCAAAAAGACACAAAAAGGAAAAGAAAAAGGAUAAAGACAAAGAGAGAAGUAGGGAUGAACGUGAAAGGUCAACAAGCAAGAAGAAGAAGAGCAAAGACAAAGAGAAGGAUCGAGAGAGAAAGUCCGAGAGUGACAAAGAUGUCAAACAGGUCACAAGAGAUUAUGAUGAAGAAGAACAAGGCUACGACAGUGAAAAAGAGAAAAAGGAAGAAAAAGCAGCAGAUUCCACUUCUCCCAAACUUAGAGAGUCACCAGCUGAAAAAGGGGGUGGAGAUUCAACAAGGGAAUCCAAAGUCAAUGGGGAUGAUCAUCAUGAAGAGGAUAUGGAUAUGAGUGACUGAAUAUUGCCUUUGCAGUAACAAUAGUUGCCGACAUGCAUCAGUGUCAUUCCUGUGUGAUUCCUUUAUGCUGUACUUGUUUAACCUUUUAAUCUAGAUGUACACAGCUGUAUCUAUAACUGGUUGUAAAGCUCCUGAUAUUAAAUAAUUACAUCAAAAGCUUUAGAGAAAAUGAUAUCUGGGUUUCCAUUCUUGUCAUUGGCCAAAUUGAACUGAGUAGCUCAAUAGUUCUUAUUUACUUGGUGCUGCUUUUUUUCCUUUUUGAGUAAAAAGCUGCAUGCAUCUUUGGCAGGCAUGGACUGUUUGUGUUGUAUGAUCUUUUUAGUAAACCAGGUCACCUCCAAUAGUGUUUCUAGAGUUUGAUUCAUUUGCGGUAAUAGAACAGUAAAAGGGAAUGCACUGGCUGCAUGUUACCUGUGGCAAGAAACAUCUUCAUCUACAACUUUUAUGGUGGAUCUGCUAAGGAUCUUAAGUGUAGACACAGAACUAACAUUAUCUUAAUCUGGAAACAAACAUUCUAUUAGAAGUAGAUAACUCUUUUUAGCCCUGUGGCUAAAUAUUUUUGUUGAUCUUUGGUUCUGGCAAGGUUGAAAUGCACUAACCUUUUUUGAUGCUUAAUUUAAGGUGAAUUUUGAAUUUUAAAUCCUCAGGUGGUGUUUUUGUGUUUAACUUUUGACAACUUGGACUUUUGGAGAUAGUAAUGCAAAACUUCUGUGUUUCUUCAAGAACCACAAGCUGAAAGAGAUCUAACCUUGUGUAGUGUUGAUAUCCCAUGUUCUAUUUCAUUUUGUUGUGAAAAAAAACCCUGCAAAAAAGGUAGUGCAUUUUAAAAAUUGAAUGUCAUGAUGAUUUUUAAAACACAAGUCUAUUGGAUAAUGUACUUGAUCUCAAGUUGUAUAAACUAAUUUGUGUUAUAGUCACUGAAGUAGUAACCUUAUGCACACAGUGAUUUCAUGUUAUAUGCAAAGUAGUUGGACAGCCUGUUCUUUUUAGUUCUGGAAGUUUUUGGAGCAUUUACUUUUGUGCAGGUGAAAACAAAAGUAGGCUACAGUCUGUGCCAUGUUGAUGUACAGUUUCUGAAAUUGUUUUACAAAACUUUGAUAAUAAAACUCUUAAACAUC